Molecule: messenger RNA, 981 nt
Organism: Papaver somniferum (opium poppy)
Lineage: Eukaryota; Viridiplantae; Streptophyta; Magnoliopsida; Ranunculales; Papaveraceae
Product: BTB/POZ and MATH domain-containing protein 3-like
Exons: 5
Coding region: 1-981 (326 amino acids)
Biological process (GO): protein ubiquitination
Molecular function (GO): protein binding
Source: RefSeq, a predicted model, not a curated record
AUGGCUCCAACAAGGCGGAGAGUUUCUAAGGGUAAUACUAAUAAUGAUCACGGGAUGUCUUGGUCGCAGUCGAUCCAUGAGACUGUGAAAGGUUCUCAUGAGUAUAAGAUAAAAGGAUAUUCUCUAGCAAAGGGAAUGGGAGCUGGUGAAUACAUGGCUAGUGGCGAAUUCACAGUUGGUGGUCAUGAAUGGGUUAUACUUUUUAAUCCAGACGGCAAUACUGAAGAUAGCAAGGAGUACGUAUCCGUGUACCUUGAGUUAGUAAGCCCUGGACAAGAAGCAGUUAGGGCACUGUUUGAAUUUAAAUUACUGGAUCAAAGCGGAAAAAACAAAUACGGUACUGCUCCAGAUCGAUAUCUAAGGACGUUUGAGACAGGAAGGACAAUGUGGGGAUGGGAUGAGUAUAUGAAGAGGUCGGACUUGGAGACCUCGACUUUUCUCAAGGAUGAUUGUCUUAGCAUCCAUUGUGCCGUCGAAGUAGUAGUGCAAAAUCAUGUAGAAAGCUCGGCUCGAUGUCCCGUAUUUAAAGCUCAGUUUUCUGGAUUGGUGGGUAACCCAGACAUGGAAACUGUAACCAUUGAAGAGUUUGAUCCCUUUGCAUUUAAGGCCAUGUUGCUAUUCUUGUACUCAGAUGAAAUUCCUGAGCCAAGUGAACUUUCUGAUUUAUAUUCUCACUGCACUUCAACUACAAUUAUGCGACAUUUGUUAGCUGCAGCAGAUCGCUUUGUUUUUGCCCGAUUGAAAGUCAUGUGUGAGGCAAAAUUAUGUGAAGAAAUAACUACAGAUUCCGUGGCAACAACGCUAGGCCUAGCAGACCGAUACCAGUGCUUGCAACUUAAAACUGCAUGUCUAAACUUUGCAGCUAAACCCGAAAAUUUGGAAGAGGUUAUGAAGUCUGACGGGUUUGCACAUUUCGACAAGAGUAAUUCCUCUCUUUUGAUUGAUCUGUUGAAGGCUAGUGCAGUGUUAAAUAAAAAAUGA